CGCGCGCGUGCGAGAGAGAGAGAGAGAGAGAGGAGAAGGACUCAAUACCCCAAGGCUCCAUGCAACCAGAUUUUCGAGAAUGCAGCGCCCCUGAAGCCUAAAUCCAAUUAACCGAGUCAGUCGUUGACCGUUCCCAACAGUCCAAGCUCUAGUUAGCUACGUCUUCAUGAUUCCACCUUGACUCAUCAAGCUUAGCUAGUCAAUCAAUUGUCGUCAUCACCAUCACUCUCUGUAUUCACUUUGACGACACGUUGGCGAAGGAUGGCGCUUCUGAAGCUUUAAGCUAUUCUUUUCACGUCCCUUGCGAGAGUCAUACCCGGCGAGGCUGGUCUGCCAUUCUGCAGCCUGUAAACCAAGCUGAGCUCAGCCGUUAAGUCGCCCAACGCAUCUGUCCUCUCAUCCCUUCCUAGGAAGAAUCAACAAAUACGCUAUCGGCUAUUCCAAGCACAUACAAUUGGAUUGUAACACCAGAGGCUAUCUAGGCAGCUCGCUACUUGCAUUUCCUCUGCUUAGAUGAGCUAUUUUCGACCGAGGGUUCAUCCUUGUACGGCAAAUCUGCUGCAUAGUACUACAUUGUUUGGCGAUUGGAAGCCACCCAGGCAGCCCAGGUAGCUUGGGCAGAGCCUCACACAUUGAACCACCAUUCCACAACACACCUCCACCCAUUUGUUCCAUCUCGCAUUCCACCAAACCCAUAUCUCCAGCCAUGCCGAGAGUGCGGCUUCCCAAAUUGAAGCUUGGCUUCCUCAAGAAGCUGCUGCGUAAUCGCCCUGAACCCGCAGUAGGAGUCGAGCCUGUUACCAACGAGCCUGGUUCUUCCACAGACGACCCUGCUACUGCUACGGACAAGCCUGCGACUGAAGAGCCUGCUACAGACGGACCUGCCGAGCAACAUGACGAGAAAGCAGGCGUACAGGAAGUUCUCGAAGAAUGUCCCAUAUGUCACGAUCCUGUUGGUGCGACAAAUCCCGAAGGCAUCCUAGAGUCGUGGACACAUCUGCACUGUGGCCAUAAAUUCGGCACGCAUUGCAUUCAGUCUUGGCUUCAAGAAUCCGCCGACCGCAAUCCUCACAGUAUACCAUCGUGCCCUAUUUGUCGCAGCAUUGCGAAGCACCCCUGCGGGCACCCAAUUGUUCUUACGCCAAGGUACUUGUUUUUCCUAGGCGUGCCUCUGCAACCGCUUCCUCCCUCCAAUCGUCGGCGGCGACGCCGUCUUUCUCGACGGCCCGGCCAUCCUCAUAGACCGCCGCCAUCAUUCCCUGAUCAAAACAAGGUGCAAAUCGUGGGCAAAUGCAGUACUUGCGCAGCCGUCGCAGCGGCAGAGGAGUCGAGAAAGUUGGCUGCGCGCGGUGAUGAGACACCAAAUAGCAGACAAGGUCAAGAUGGCGAUAGGAGAUCAGGGAUCAAGUCUAUGAUCCUACAGACUAGCUUUAGGCGACCGAGCAUUUCGAACCCAGAGUCCCCACGCAGCGAAAGUCGCAGUGUCUUUAUCGACCCAACUACCGGUCGGACGAGUCCAACAGCUUACCGUGAUUACUUGAACCUAUGCCGCAUCGAAGUGGCCAUGGCAAGGAGACCUACACCUGCUCCAGCGAUAGACCGGAUCUCGACUUUCUGAAGGUCCUUCACACGUUAUUUUUCUGCGAGCCAUGGUUUCUCAACAUGGCCGCUGGGUCAUCUGGAUAUGCCUCGGUUAUAUUGGGCGACAGUGGGCACGGUGGAACGCUUGAUACAUUAUUGCAGGAUAUGGAUGUUCGGAGUUCUAGGAACAGGGGAUAGGCAACAGAUACAGCAGGAAGUGUCUAUGGAACGCUAUCUAGACUGGUUUGCUGAGGAACUAGAACAUAACUUGGGCUCGAUGCCACGACAGGAGCCUCGGGAACCUGAUUACGACUCUCUUCUAUAUCUUCCUUUUCUAUGUCUUCUCUUUGAUCUGGGUAGUACACGACCCAGUUAUACUCAACAAUUUAAACCGCACUUGGUCUGACGUUGCCUUUUCACUACCUACAGUACUGAUGAGAUGGCGGGGUUGUGACGAUAGGCGGGGUAGAGACGGUGUGGCUAGUUGGGCACUAGGCAGGGGUAGUAGGCCACCUGGGCUGCUUUCAGGGCUCUGUCAGGGAAUAUAGACAGCUAGGUAGCUGCUCAGGCGGUAUCGAUCAGGCAUGGGGGAAUCACAAGCUUUGGCUUAAGCAGUCCCUAAUGCAACCCCCAUACUAUUUUUAGAGCCAAUUCCAUUGGUAGCUCGAGUAACGUAACUCUCCCGCAAG
Messenger RNA from Xylaria bambusicola, 2270 nucleotides. RefSeq lists its product as uncharacterized. NCBI's taxonomy places the organism in Eukaryota, Fungi, Ascomycota, Sordariomycetes, Xylariales, Xylariaceae. The coding region runs from base 707 to 1618 and encodes 303 amino acids. The record is from RefSeq and is a predicted model, not a curated record. The transcript has a single exon.